AUGCCUUCCGGUGCGCGGCCGUCCCAGGACAGGAGGACGGUGGACGACGAAAGGCCAGUCGAUGAGAGUCCCGAGUUCUCCAUCCUCGCUAUCCGAACUCUGUUCGCGGUGGUGUGGAUCGCCACCACGGCCGUCGUCACGUUCACAACGGAGAAAGAUCACAGCGCCCCCGUGUCAUACCCGCACUGUGGGCCGCUGCAAGGUGUCGACGAGAUUUUCGAAGAGCGGAGGCUGCACGUUUACUACGGCGUUCCAUUCAUGCGGCCGGCGCUGCUCCACAACCGAUUCGAGAGGCUCCCGAUCCUGGAGCGACCCUGGCCGUUCCUGCUAGACGCAAGGAACCAGCGCAGCUCUUGCCCGCAGCCGUCCAUCAACGUCGGCAAGAUGACCCUGUACAACACGAACACCACCGAGGAUUGCCUGUACCUCAACAUAUAUUUGCCAGCGCGAAAGCUGUCCGAAAGCAUGCCCAAGUAUCCUAUCAUCGUGUUCAUCUACGGAGGCAGCUACUACUCCGGCGGCAACUCGUUCCCUUUCUACAGCGGCAAGUACCUGGCCGCGCACGGGAACGCCAUGGUCGUGGUGCCUAACUAUAGGCUGGGAGUGUUCGGCUUCCUGCGGUCGUCCAUUCUCGGCUUGAAAGGAAACCAAGGCCUGCAUGACGUGUACGCGGCAUUGCUGUGGGUGAAAAGCAAUGCUGCGGCCUUCGGCGGCGAGGUCCACAGCGUCACGGUCAUGGGCCACCAGGUUGGAGCUGCUAUGAUCGGUCUGCUCAACUCCUUUAGCGGAGCCUCUGAGCUUUUUCACCGCGUCGUCAUGAUGAGCGGGUCGCCUUAUAUGCGCCACUGGAAGGAAGACGGCAAGGCCAAGGCACGCGAGCAAGACCAGCUCAUGCAAAAGCUGGGCUGCCGGGUAGACCCAAAGGCUCUCCUCGACUGCCUGCGUGGCAAGACGGCCAAAUCUGUGCUCGACUUCGCCACCAAGCUGAAAAACUGGAAGACGAUGUUCUUGCCCAGCGAGUACGAGGACAUCCGCGACGACGCCAGCGUCGACCUGAAAAGCACCGCCGUUUCUAAGGACCUCAUCAUCGGCACGACGGUGAACGAGGGCUCCUACUACGCCAACCUGUUUCUUGAAAUGUUCUCCAAGUACGACGCCUCCAAGCUCACCCGAAUCGAGGCUAUCAGGUAUCUCGAGAACGUCACCGCGAGUCUGGGCUUACACGGAUACAACGACUUGGUCUACUACUACGACCAGAAGUACAAGGACCACAGCGCGGAUAUCUUCUUCGCGAAUGCCAUUGGCGACAUAGUGGUCAACUGCCCUAUGAAGCAGUUCGCCCAGGACAUGACCAGUGUGAACACAAAGGUGUUCAUGUACGUCUUCAAGCACAAGCCCUCGUACUCGACUAGCCGUCUCGAAGGAGCGGCUCAUCUCGACGACAUCUUUAUUUCGUUUGGCCAAGCUCUCGAUGCGCCGGCCCUGAACGUGAGCGAGGUUGAGAAGGAGCUCAGUAGGGAAAUGCUCCGGAUGUGGGCCCGCUUCGCUGAGAAUGGGGAUCCCGUCUCGCUGCGCAACGUGACGUGGCCGCAGUUCACGAAGGGCGAAGGAGUCUAUCUCAACAUCGGCCCCGAACCGACGUUGGCCAGCAGGUACCUGGAGGGCGAGUGCGACAAGGUGGCUCGCGCUCUCUUCAACUAAUAAACGUCCGCUGAUGUCAGCACCCUCCUCCUGCUGUCUCCUACUAUUAGAGUGCCAGUAGCCUGUGCUGUGUCAGCAUACUUACUACUGAUUUAUUGUAGGUGCAACGUACUGACAUGGACGUAAUAAGGUACUUGCAACACUCACGCAUUGUCAGUAGGUCGCUACAUCAAUGACCUGUUCCUCAGAUCCAGAAUCCUCAGCACGCGUUACGUGUUCGCUGGACAAUGUCCUCCAAUGAGGUUAUGCAAAGUUUAUAUAGAGUCCAAAACCUGUGAUUGCGUAUACCGCUCAACCCUGUCCGACUAUGUUUAACAAUUUGCUCAUGGUAAUGAUCACAUUGCGAGUUUUUUUUUUUUUUUCGGCUACUGCUAUCGUUUAUUAGAACGUGCGUUUUUCUAUGGUAGCAUAUUCUGUAAUCAGUGUCUAUAUCUUGCCGUUUUGAUAUAAAUACUUAAUCUUGCUGACUAACCUAUUCCGAAGCAACACUGCGUUUACUAAUGAGUAUAAGUGACUAAUUGUACGGGUUAAUUCGUUAUUUCGAGUUAUGUUUCUUGCUGGUUGCUGGAGGUUUUAACUGGUACGACAGAGUAACGGCGCUGUGCUCAACUCGGUGGAUUCGACGAAGAAUUCCCAGGUUAGGAUCGCUAGUGAAUACGGGGUUAGUGCCAGACGAGGGAAAAACGCCGCAACCUAGAGACGCAUAUCGAAAAGUUUUCAGAUGGAAGCGUUUGUGUUCCGCUAUCUUUAACAAGCACGAUUUUUUUGACUGCGAGAAUUUGCUCAAAUGGAGAAAAUUGGGGAGGUCCAAAGCGCAUUUUGUCAUCUAUGUGAAGCGAAGCUUUCAUGUAGCCUUUAAUGAAAUGCAAGAAGUUUGCCCAUUUAAUUUCUGCGUCCUUGGCGUAUUAGAAGUUGGCAAGCGCGCGUGUGCUCUGACGCAUUGCUAAGGAAUGUGACAACUCAUAUAUAUUUCCUUGUAGUUAUUCACUUCUUCAUUUUGAAUGUAGCACUCACUUCUUUGCCAAUCCCUCAUUGCGGGUAUGUGCCACAGCAGGAAAAUCAUCAUCAUCAACACGCGGCGAUCAUUUCAAAGAGCAAGUUUGCGUUGGCACGACAUGAUAAGAUUGUGGCCAAGUGGUUACAGAAAGUAGGCGUAGAAAGGACAGGAAGCUUUGCUUAAUUUAAGCGAUUUGGCUGUUGAUGAAGUGUAUUUGUUGCAGUGAGGAUAUU
This is a messenger RNA of Dermacentor andersoni, 2931 nucleotides long. RefSeq names its product acetylcholinesterase-like. Gene Ontology annotation, molecular function: acetylcholinesterase activity. Gene Ontology annotation, cellular component: plasma membrane. Gene Ontology annotation, biological process: acetylcholine catabolic process; choline metabolic process. Lineage: Eukaryota; Metazoa; Arthropoda; Arachnida; Ixodida; Ixodidae. The record is from RefSeq and is a predicted model, not a curated record.